UUGCAUUUCUUGUUUUUAAAACUGCCUUUCCUUAAUUUUAAGUAAUUUAUUGCCUUGUAUUUUUAAUAGCUUUUAUACUUAGCUUUCAAUAUGGUGUCAAUGAAAUAACUUUCGUUGUUUUGUUGUCCGUUAUUGAAAUUGAAGGAUAUUUUUUUGUGCCAUAAAUGUACAAGUCAUUAAACAUAAAAUAAUUCAAGUCUCUAAUAGUUUAAGCUUUUAGACGAGGUGUUCAUUCUAAAUAUCACCCCCGUCCAUUUAUGAAUAAGUUCCACCUGAAAAAUGUUUAUAAAGAGUAGUCUGCACCAUAGAGUUCCACUUGCUAUUGGCAUAUUUUGUUAAUUUUUUUUGCAAAUUUGUAAAAGAGAAAACUUCUAUAUGAGAUGAUCAUUCACCAUAGAGUUCCACUUGCUAUUGGCAUAUUUUGUUAAUUUUUUUUGCAAAUUUGUAAAAGAGAAAACUUCUAUAUGAGAUGAUCAUUCACCAUAGAGUUCCGCUUGCUAUUGGCAUAGUUUGUUAAUUUUUGUUUGUUUCAUUCCAACUGUUGUACGACUGAAGUUUGGAAUUUUAGAUGCAACUGUUCCAGAAUCUCCUCGUAUCAACUACCCGACCAUGGGCCCUUGUUCGAGGCCAAAAUACUGCUCGGCUGUUGAUAGUUGCACUGGAUGCCAACCAUAAUGUUUUAGUGAAUGAAAUAGAGAAUGAUAUAUUUCGUUUAAUCAAACAAUUAGCCCCAGGGGAUGACAUUGAAAAUGCUAACGUUGAAGUUACGCAUGCAGAUGUACGGUAUAAGCAGAAGAAAAGUUUGUAUAAGGUUACAUCUACCUUGACUGGUCCGAUUGCUAUAGAAGACGUGAUCUAUUUCAAUCCACCGGGUGGUAUUCCUAAUACAGUUGAUACAUCUAAGGAUAUCAUAUUCCGUCGCAUUCGUUUUGGAAGAACUGAAGUUUUUGCGCAAUCUGAAGCUCUUUUAGCCACACAAGUUCAGAAUAAGAAAGUGCAGGCGAAGAAAGGAAAACUGAGGAUGGUUGAAUCGCAGCCAUCUGAUUCUCAAGAAGCAUCGAGUGGUGAUAUGAAAGUCGAUCACAGAUAUGUGAGAAGUGGAUUAACCAAUGGGAUGAUUUCUGGAUUACUGUUGUUUUCUAUACAUUCAAAAAGAACUACCUCAGCUGGUAGAUUGGUCAAAACAGUAAUCAUCGGUCUUGGAGCAGGACUACUUCCUAUGUGUAUGAGAAAUUACAUACCUACUCUAAAGAUUGAGGUCGUUGAGUCAGAUCCUGUGGUUCUGAAUGUUGCUAAAGAGUAUUUUAGUUUUGAAGAAGCUGAUGGCUUAAAGGUACAUAUUACUGAUGCAAUGAAGUUUGUCAAAGAGAGAGCAGAAGGGAACAACUCUUCCAAAAUUGACGUACUUAUAAUCGAAGUGGACUCAUCAGACUCAAGUUCUGGUUUAAUUUGUCCAGAGGCAGAAUUCGUUGAGGAACCUUUUCUAUUGGCAGCAAAAGACUCACUUUCUGAUAAAGGAUUAUUGAUCGUUAAGUUUAUCACAUGCUAUCCUGGUGUGAGGGCUGCAGUGUAUUCAAAUUUCGAAAAGGUAUUUAGCAACCUCUUUUGCUUGCACGCAGAUAAAGGUUUCAAUGAAUUAAUUUUCGCCCUGAAGAAGGACUCUCCAUUCAUUGGAGAGGAAGAACUCGCUCAAGCUUGUGAGGCACUUCAAAGAUCAUUAGAGCAUAACAGUGGGGAUUGGGUCAAACAAGCCUUAGUGGACUCGAAAAAGAUCAAGCAAUUAAGAAAAUCAUGAUGAAGAGAUAUAUUUUUAGCACACACUUACUUGUUGAUUACAAGUUGUAUGUACUGUACAGUUUAGUGAUUUUGAUAUAAUGAAUUUGCACAUAUUAUACCUUUUUUAAUCUGUUCUACUGUGUGAAUAUACUCACUCAUCUUAGUGUGUGUGUGUGAGUGUGUGUGUGUGUGUGUAUUAUAUGUAUGGCCUAUGGCUGAUGGGCCUAUGUGAGCAAUAAUUUGCUCAUGUUAUAUAAACUUGGAGGGCAUGUAUGUAAUAUAUGUAUAUGGUAAGGGGUAUUAAGAUAAUGUAUUAAUAACUGAAAGGGUCUCUAAGAAAAAUGUAUUGAACUUUUACAGUGAUAAAUAUUAUUUAUUUUGCACAACCCUUUCAAAUAUAAAUAUUAAGUACUUAUUCAUAUGAUUUCACUAAAACGAAUGAGCAACUAAUUCACAUUGGAUUUUAUGUUUCGUUUAUUUAUGUGUUAGUUGAGAUCUUCAAGCGGCCGUUGAGCCUAUGUGACAACGACGUAAGCAAUGUCAAAUACAUCUUCCGACAAAUCAAUUGCAGUUUUAAGUGCAGGUGCAGAGGCGAUUCAAGUGUUCUACAAGAAGUAGAAACUGACACUACCUCUGCAAUCUUUCUUCUAGCCAAUGAAAUCUUGUUAGCUUCGAAUGCCGUUUUCGCAUCGCUAAAAUGCAGCAUUGGCCGAGUUAUAAUAAUCGCGACAGUUUACGUAUAAACUUGUUUUAAGCGAAUUUGGUGAAUCGACAUGGUCAAGGUGCCUAUUCCGAGAGCUUGGAGCGACGUGAACCCACUAGUCCUUUGAUUAUUCUGCAGAAUAGAGAGACAUCUACUCACUCGGGUACUUUGGUCUCACAUAUUUAACUAAAGAUUGUAUAAUAUGCUUUACAUGAUUUAUGUUAAAGAAAAAUAUGGGUCAACCUAUGCAGCACGGACAUAAAAACUGUGAUAUAGGGAAAUGGGAAACAGACACAGAGAAACGGUAUAUUCCAAAGAUGAGGAUACGGGAGCUUGGGAAAAUGAAAGGUAAUAGACUCUAAAUGCCUCAGAAGAUCCACAUCAAUAACUAAAUCACACCCUCCAAGUUCCAAUAAUCUAACCCUAGCUUGAAAGUGAUGUUGGCCCACAGUCCAUUUGAACUGUGAACACUUGUACUUACUAAGAAUCUUCCUUCCAUCUGCCACAGAAACCCUCAAGUUAGAUGUAGGUUCUAGUAUACAUUUCAACCUCUUGGCAGUACUGGGAUCCAAGAAGGUAUGGUGCUUCCAGUAUCUACAAGAAUUGAAAUAGGUUGUUUAUUCACCAUUCCUACCAGUUUGAUUGUACUAGGAGAGACUUGACCAGCUAGAGCAUACACUGAAAUCCUUUAUAGCUCUAGUUCUUCUUCCCUCUCCUCCCCUAUAAAAUCAUCUCCACUGGAUUCCUCUUGUAC
Messenger RNA from Erythranthe guttata (spotted monkey flower), 3233 nucleotides. RefSeq lists its product as uncharacterized. NCBI's taxonomy places the organism in Eukaryota, Viridiplantae, Streptophyta, Magnoliopsida, Lamiales, Phrymaceae. The record is from RefSeq and is a predicted model, not a curated record.